Molecule: messenger RNA, 742 nt
Organism: Drosophila erecta
Lineage: Eukaryota; Metazoa; Arthropoda; Insecta; Diptera; Drosophilidae
Gene: SdhC
Product: succinate dehydrogenase cytochrome b560 subunit, mitochondrial
Exons: 3
Coding region: 15-647 (210 amino acids)
Biological process (GO): tricarboxylic acid cycle; mitochondrial electron transport, succinate to ubiquinone
Cellular component (GO): membrane
Molecular function (GO): electron transfer activity; succinate dehydrogenase activity
Source: RefSeq, a predicted model, not a curated record
UGGAUGCAGUUAAUAUGAAAUCGAUACUAUCGAAACAUGUUUUUACCGGUGUAGUGGCAUCACACCUUGCGGUAAUAUUGCGCACUCAGUGUACGGUCACAUCAACACAAGUUCGAGUGAAAAACAAGGAAAUGUAUGCACUCUCCAGCUCGUUGAUCCGCUCGCCGGCGCUGCGCCAGGGCCUUCAGAUGGCCUCUGCCAGCCGACCGGUGUCGAUGAAGGUGGUAUCUGUGGCCGAAACCCAGAAGGACGAGUCGUUCUUUGAGAAGAACGAGCGUUUGGGCAGGAAGCUUUCGCCUCAUCUGACUAUCUACCAGCCGCAGCUGACAUCCAUGCUCUCGAUCUGCCAUCGCGGCACAGGGUUGGCAUUGGGAGUGGGUGUCUGGGGUCUCGGUUUGGGCGCCCUGAUCUCAUCCCACGACAUCAGCCACUAUGUGACCAUGGUGGAGGGCCUCCAGCUGAGUGGCGCCACUCUGACCGCCCUCAAGUUCAUCAUCGCCUAUCCGGCAGGCUAUCACACCGCCAAUGGGAUAAGGCAUCUCCUCUGGGACACCGGACGGUUCCUGAAGAUCAAGGAGGUCUACUCCACUGGUUACGCAAUGGUCGCCACCUCUUUCGUGCUAUCCGCUAUCUUGGCCCUGCUCUAAGCCCACGUCCCCGGCUAGACCAAUUACAUUUUAGUGCAAACACAGUGAAAAUUGUUAUAUACUAAAUACAUGUAGUGUGUAUAUUUAUAAAGGUG